Psammomys obesus (fat sand rat) is the source of this 1083-nucleotide messenger RNA. Its product is annotated as speckle-type POZ protein-like. Gene Ontology annotation, cellular component: nucleus; cytoplasm. Lineage: Eukaryota; Metazoa; Chordata; Mammalia; Rodentia; Muridae. The record is from RefSeq and is a predicted model, not a curated record. Gene Ontology annotation, biological process: regulation of proteolysis; proteasome-mediated ubiquitin-dependent protein catabolic process. Gene Ontology annotation, molecular function: ubiquitin protein ligase binding.
AUGUCUGACAACUUGGAAGCUGAGAGAUGGGGCUCCACACAGAUCACCGUCCAGACAUUUUCCUUCAGGUGGACCAUAAGCAACUUUUCCUUUUGCCUGGAGGAAAUGAGGGAAGCCAUUGAAAGUGCAACUUUCUCAUCAGGAGCCAAUGACAAACUCCAAUGGCGUUUGAGUAUACACGCCACUGGGAGUGAUAAAGAUAGCAAAGAUUACAUGUCAGUUCAUCUACUCUUGCUCCGCUGUCCAAAAAGCCCUGUUUGGGCAAAGUUCCACUUUUGGAUCAUAAAUGCCAAAGGAGAGAAAUGCCAAGGACUAUGGAGCCAAAUUGUCUUUAGGUUUGUUCCUGGUGGAGGCUGGGGAUUCAAAAAAUUCAUCCUUAAAGAUUUCCUGUUGUCCCAGGCAGAACACCUUCUCCCUGAGGACCACCUGACCCUUCUGUUUGACCUGUAUGUAGUUCAAGACUCCUGCAGCACCUCAGGACAGAACAUGAUAUCAGCAAUCAAGGUUCCAAGCUGCACUUUGAUGGAUGAGCUGGGAGCACUGUGGGAAAAUUCCCGAUUCACAGACUGCUAUCUCUUGGUAUCCAGUCAGGAAUUCUGGGCUCAAAAGACCAUCUUAGCAGCUUGCUCUCCAUUUUUCAGAGUCAUGUUUCAACAUGACAUGGAAGAGAGGCAAAAGAACCACAUUGAGAUCAAGGACCUGGCCAAAAUCUUCAAGGAGAUGAUGGGCUUCAUUUACACGGGAAAGGCACCAAACCUCCACAACAUGGCCACUGGUGUGCUGGCAGCGGCUGACAGGUAUGGCUUGGAGUGCUUGAAGGUCAUGUGUGAGGAUGCCCUCUGCAGGGACCUCUCCGUGGAGAAUGCUGCUCACACUCUCAUCCUGGCUGACCUGCACAGUGCAGAGCAGCUGAAAAUGCAGGCACUGGAUUUCAUUACACUUCAUGCUUCUGAGGACUCUGAGACUUCAGGGUGGAAGGUCAUGGUGAAUUUCCAUCCCCACUUGCUGGCUGAAGCAUUCCAUGCCCUGGCUUCUGCACAGAGGCCUUUCCUGGAACCUCCUCUCAAAUUCCUGAAGAGAUAG